CUAUCAUUCAAUUACCCCUCUUCUUUUCCCUUAAACUCCCCAAACAAAUCAUUAAAUCCCUCCUAUAUUCCCUCUCCCUUUUCUUAGACACUUCAUUUAUUUCAGUUCCAUAACCAUUAAAUGGCUUCCUUAAACCCCUUCAUCACAAUCAUUUUCAUAAUAACUUCCACUUUUUCCUUUACUUCAUCGCACAAAACACCAUUUAAACUAUCAACAAUAGCAUCUGAACCAACUGUAUUACCAGAUUCUCUCCCUCCUUCUCAAUCCCCUGCAUUAUCCCCUGAUAUUACUCCUCUGUUUCCUACUCCUUCAACUACCACAAACCCACCUGCUGAUUCUUCAUUACCCAUCAUUCCUUCUAGUCCAAGUCCCCCUAAUCCUGACUCUCUAUCAACUCCUCAUCCUGAAUUCACCAUUUCCCCAACCGCCGCCCCGCCCGAAUCCUCUGCUCUUGCUUUCAAGCUCUCAUUCUUGCUCAAUCUUGCAUUGCUGUUUCUGGGUUUUUUUAUAUGAAUCAGGGGAGAAUCUUAAAUCUAGCUCAAACCCGAUAUCCAUAUUGAAUUGUGUAAUGUGUAACAUAACACCCAGAAAAAACGGCAGUCGAAUUGGUUCAGUACAGAUGCAGUGAUAAUCCAGCUUGAGGUAUUCUAAUUGCUGGUGUGUUAGUGUCACUGACUCAUUGUACCAGCAGAAUUAAAAAAAUUUUGAUUCUUCUAUCCCACUUUGUAUUGUUUAGCUUAUUACUUUUUAUAAAGUUGGUAUAUAAGUAUUAAUAGAUUUAAUACUAGUGGCUUUGAUAUGAUAUGAUUUGUCAACUUAAUUAUUGAA
This is a messenger RNA of Amaranthus tricolor (Joseph's coat), 828 nucleotides long. RefSeq names its product classical arabinogalactan protein 26-like. Lineage: Eukaryota; Viridiplantae; Streptophyta; Magnoliopsida; Caryophyllales; Amaranthaceae. The record is from RefSeq and is a predicted model, not a curated record. The transcript has a single exon. Bases 121 to 513 code for a protein of 130 amino acids.